Fonsecaea multimorphosa CBS 102226 is the source of this 1671-nucleotide messenger RNA. RefSeq lists its product as uncharacterized. Bases 1 to 1671 code for a protein of 556 amino acids. NCBI's taxonomy places the organism in Eukaryota, Fungi, Ascomycota, Eurotiomycetes, Chaetothyriales, Herpotrichiellaceae. The transcript has 3 exons. The record is from RefSeq and is a predicted model, not a curated record.
AUGGCGACGUAUGACUACAAAGAAGCCUCGGCAAUAGCUCGUAAGAGGAGGGCCGCCAAUAUCGCUGCCUUCUAUAAGACUCCAGGAUGGAACGAAGCAGACUUGCCUAAAAAUCUGACCGAGUAUGCCCUCCAAUCUGAUUACUACACCGAUGAAGAGCGUCAGAUAAUCCAAUCAGAAGCCGACGUCAUCCUCGACAAGAUCAAAACCAAGCAAUGGACCGCACUGGAAGUUGCCAAAGCCUUCUGCAAGGCAUCCGCUUUGGCUCAAGAGUUGACCAACUGCUUGACUGAAGUGCUCUAUGCAGAAGCGAUCGAAAGAGCAAAAUAUCUUGAUGACUACCUUGAGCGCACAGGGAAGACACUUGGCCCUCUCCACGGACUACCGAUCUCGCUCAAGGACUGUUUCGUGACAGCACCACAUCCUUCCAGCAAUGGAAUGGCAAUUUUCGCGAACGAGCCUCUUGAGAAGGAUGCGUUGCUGGUCACCAUCCUGCGUGAUCUGGGUGCCGUCUUCUAUGUCAAGACAAACGUCCCUGUUGCCAUGAUGAUGGCUGAGACAAACAACAAUAUUUGGGGAGAAACUCGGAACCCUCUUCACAAAUACCUUACACCUGGAGGAUCUAGUGGUGGUGAAGGAGCUCUGAUUGCUCUCAAAGCCUCGCCCCUAGGGAUAGGCACAGACAUCGGCGGUAGUAUCCGUAUUCCUGCCGCAUGGUGCAACCUGUACGGUUUGAAACCCAGCUUUGGUCGCUAUCCGCAUUAUGGAGCCAAGCCGGGUAUAGCUGGGCAGGAAUAUAUCCUGUCAGUCAACGGGCCGAUGGCGAGAUCUUUGAAAACGCUGCAGCUAUACUCUGAAGCCCUUUUAUCCGAGGACGUGAGACCUUGGGAGUAUGACCACAAAGUCGUUCCGAUCCCAUGGAGAAAAAAUGUCAUUCAACCACCAGGGCGUAAACUUCGCUUCGGUCUGAUUGGUGCCCAUGAUGGUCUUGUUCAUGUCCACCCACCCGUGGAGAGGGCUUUGAAGAUGACCCAGGCUGCGCUUGAAAAGCAGGGCCAUGAAGUCAUUCCUUGGUCCACCGAAGACCAUGAAGCAAUUGUAAAGAAUCUCCAAGCAGCCUUUUUCGACCUUGGUGGUGCUGCAAUCAUGGACCUCAUCAAGCCCUGGGGCGAGCCGGUCUUCCCAAGCAUGGAAGGAUAUGCACUCGCGGCUGCCGCAGGAGAAGGCGAACUUGGACCGACGAAGAUGCGAAUGAUGAAUCUCCGGCGGAAUGAACUGCAGAAAGCCUACCUUGACCGCUGGAAUGCGACUGCCACGGACGAAAAACCACGAUUGGAUGGACUGAUCUGUGCCGCGUCCCCAUGGGCAGCUCCUCGACUCGGUCAAACCCAAAAGCAGAGUUUAUAUGUUGGCUAUACAGGCUUCAUCAACUUCCUGGACUUUGGCGCCUGCACCUUUCCGGUAACCUUUGCGGACAAAGAGCUUGACAGGGCAAGAGAUAUGAACACCUUCAGGCCAUUGAGCGACAUCGACGGUAGAAUCCAACAGGACUACGAUGCUGAAUUCUAUCAUGGAGCCCCAGUGGCGUUACAGAUUGUUGGCAGACGACUCGAGGAAGAGAAGAUCCUCGAAAUGUGCGAGGUUAUCGACCACUGUUUGAAGGUGGCCUAA